Messenger RNA from Alligator sinensis (Chinese alligator), 1670 nucleotides. RefSeq names its product forkhead box S1 (gene FOXS1). Gene Ontology annotation, biological process: regulation of transcription by RNA polymerase II; anatomical structure morphogenesis; cell differentiation. The record is from RefSeq and is a predicted model, not a curated record. NCBI's taxonomy places the organism in Eukaryota, Metazoa, Chordata, Crocodylia, Alligatoridae. Gene Ontology annotation, molecular function: RNA polymerase II cis-regulatory region sequence-specific DNA binding; DNA-binding transcription factor activity, RNA polymerase II-specific.
CAGAGGAGGGACUUUGUCGGGGGGCUGGGCUGCGGCAGAGUUUUAACGGAGCCGGGACAGGGCUUCCCGCAUUCGGGGCCAGGAGGCUGCAGCGUGCGGCCGCGCAGGGGACAAGGGGAAGGAUGCAACUGGAGUAUCCCGCUCCGGCCUCCUCUCUGCGCGUCCCACCCGAGCCAGGUGCCUGCAGCAACCUGGGCAUGGUGCUGGCGCCAUACGCGGGCAGCACGGCAGGCAGGGGCCAGCCCCCGGCCGGCGAGCCCGCCAAGCCGCCCUACAGCUACAUCGCGCUGAUCACCAUGGCCAUCCAGAGCACGCCGGAGAAGCGGAUCACGCUGAACGGCAUCUACCGCUACAUCAUGGGCCACUUCACCUUCUACCGGGACAACAAGCAGGGCUGGCAGAACUCCAUCCGCCACAACCUCUCGCUCAACGAGUGCUUCGUCAAGGUGCCCCGCGACGACAAGAAGCCGGGCAAGGGCAACUACUGGACGCUGGACCCCGACUGCUACAACCGCCGCUUCACCCGCAAGCGAGGCCGAGGAGACGCGCCGGGCGCCGAGGCCGAGGAGACGCGCAAGAAGCCGUCCAAGCCCCGCGCGCGGCAGGUCCCCCCAGCCCGAGCCCCAGCCCCGGAGAUCAAGACCGAGGGUGGCUAUUCCCCGCUAGAGCCAAGCGGUGCCAGCCAGACGCUCUCCGGGGAGGCACAGGGCGAUGCCAAGGAGCGUGCCCAGAGCAGCGUGGAUCCCGGUGCCCGGUGCCCGGAGCAGCCCAGGAAGUACCUGCAGAAGCCCCGGCAGGCGUGCUUGUACCUGCCGGAGGGGCCGGAGCCCAAGCCCCAGCUCUUUAAGGAGCCGUGCUACCCGCUGCCAGAGAGCCGGGGGCAGGAGCCGCCCCUGCUGAAGGAGCCCAUCUUUGGGGGGCUCCAGCCACACAUCCCGAUGCCUCGACUGAGCCCCUACACCAGCCCUGGGGAGCGCUUGAGCCAGGCGGCCCCUGAGAUCAAGGACUCGCUGCCGGAUGCACUGCUCACUGAGAGCGUGCUGGAGACCAAGGAGCCGGCAGCCCCCGCCCUGGGGCUGGCUCAGCCCUUCAGCCAGGUGGCCCCGGGGUUCGCCGCCCCGCUGCUGGGUCGCGAGGCCUACGUCAAGCCGGCGCUGCCCGUGUUCGGCUCCUUCGGCUGCGCGGGCACCGACGCCCUGAGCGGGAAUUACCAGUGCCGUGUGCAGGCGCUGAGCUUCUGCAUGAACGAGCGCCCGUGCAGCUCGGCCCUGGAGCACAUCCUCAGCUCGGCCCAGCCUGCUGGCCCCGGGGCGCCCGUGCAGCCGCCCCCCUUCCACCCAGCCCUCCAGCUGCCCGGGGACCAGAAGGAGUCCUGGCCCGGGGGCGCCUUCCCCCUGCAAGGGGGCAACAGCUACCACCUGGGGCUGCCCAAAUGCAUCUACCGGACACCGGGCAUGUUCUUCUUCGAGUGACGGGAGCAGGCUGAGGGAGAGAGAGACGCUCCGUGUAAGUUAUUGCCUCCCGCUGGGGACUGCCCGGCACAGCCCGCACGCACCCGGCUGCCGGGGGGAUCCCUGGGGGUCCGACACUGCCACCAACCCCUUUGCCCCAGCUUGUAUCCUACGGGACCGGGGACAGACUCGGUGCCAGCCUGCGGAAUAAAGCACAUU